This is a messenger RNA of Gopherus evgoodei (Goodes thornscrub tortoise), 1715 nucleotides long. RefSeq names its product histone H4-like. The record is from RefSeq and is a predicted model, not a curated record. Bases 638 to 940 code for a protein of 100 amino acids. Gene Ontology annotation, molecular function: protein heterodimerization activity; DNA binding; structural constituent of chromatin. The transcript has a single exon. Gene Ontology annotation, biological process: nucleosome assembly. Lineage: Eukaryota; Metazoa; Chordata; Testudines; Testudinidae. Gene Ontology annotation, cellular component: nucleosome.
AAAUAAUUAAGUAUAAAUCUGGAAUAGACUGUUCCAGCACAGCUGUUAUAUUAAAAAAUAUGCCCUGUGUGGUUUUCAUAGCAUUUCCCACUGAAAGGUCCUGUUUACAAUUGUAACCAUUUGGGCCGAGAUGUUCCAUACUGGGUAUCUGGCUCAGAAUGAAUUUCUUUUUGAAAAUUUCAGCCAUAACUGUUCAUCUAUUUCCAAGAAGAAACUAGAAAAAAAUAUAUAUUUUGUCCAUGUGAUAGAACUCUGGUGCCCUAGUACCCCCCAUGCUUUGGAAUAGGGACUUGAAAUUUGGCAGGGGUUAGCCUUUACAUCAGGAAUGUCUUUUGAUGUCCCCCUGAAAAUCCACCCAAAUUUGAUCAUGCUAUAAGCCUUUGAAAAAUUGCAGCAUGGCUAGUAGAGAGAUCUUACAUUUUAGCAGCUAAAUUCCCUGAAGAUUGUGUCCACACAGGGCAUCCUCCAGCCAGGGCCUGAAUAGGAUUUUCCCUGCAGUUACAGAUCUGGGCUGCUGUGGGCCAUGUCUGGGCACUGGAACUAAAAGCAAGAAAUCGAUCUCCUGCCCAGACAGUGAGCAGGAGGAAUCUAUCUGAUGCAAACAUAAAAACACAGUUUUGUCUGUAAUCUAGCGAAUAUGUCUGGUCGUGGUAAGGGUCUCGGGAAAGGAGGCGCUAAGCGCCAUAGGAAGGUGUUGAGAGAUAACAUCCAGGGCAUUACGAAACCAGCUAUUCGCCGUUUGGCUCGUCGUGGGGGAGUGAAGCAUAUUUUAGGUCUCAUUUACGAGGAGACUCGCGGGGUGCUGAAAGUGUUUCUGGAGAACCUGAUCCACGAUGCCGUUACUUACACCGAGCAUGUGAAGCGGAAGACUGUGACUGCUAUGGACGUUGUCUAUGCGUUGAAGCGCCAGGGUCGUACUCUGUACGGAUUUGGAGGCUAAGCUGUGCCAGUAAUUCUCUUCGAAAAGCAAAAAUAAAGAGAAGAGCUGAGCUUGAAGGGAUGUACUGGGACAAGAAGUCUGGGAGAUAGAGGCGGGAACUGGGCCUGUGACCAAGGGUGGGAAGGACAUUGGAAGUGGCUGGGACAGGAGAUUGGGUGUGGACCAGUACGUGUAUGUGGGAAGAGACAGGGAUUAAGAAUCAAGGCUGAGCAGAGAGAGAGACAGGGUGUAAGGUAAAACUGGUACUGGUUGGGUAAAGAAAUUGGGGCAAGAAGCCAGGAGGAUGACACUAGGACUAAGAGCCAGUGGAGACAGAGAACAUGGGUGGGUGUGGGGUCUUGGUGACUGGAAGCCAGGAUCGGGGAGAGAAACAUUGGCUAAGGAGAUGUGCGGAGUAGAAGUGAUAUUGGAUGGAGAAGGAGACUGGGGUGGGGAGUACAGGGGGGUUAGAGUAGGACUGACUGGGCAAGGCGAUUGAAACUGGAAUGAGAAUCCUGAGGAAUGGAGAUUGACUUUGGGUAGGCUAGAAGAAUGGGACUAGGAUAAGGAGCCUGGGGUAGAGAAGAGACAGAACUAGGACAAGGAUAGUUGAAGGAGCAGAGGAGAAGGGCUCACACAUGGGGAGGAAUGGGCAAAAGAGUCCAUGCUUGCACUCCCCUCCAGAGCCCGGAACAAAACCUAGGUUUCCUGAGUUCAUCAUUCCUCUGCUGUCAGCAAAUCGGAGUGAAACACACCGGCAAAGUGUCUCCUCCCCCUCUAGCAUAAAAGAUUACAA